ACUACGUUGAGUUGUCGUCCCGCAACCUUUUGUUGAGAAACAGAAAAAAAACUGAAAAUAGACUCUUGAAAUAUCGAUAAAAGUGCCCUCAAUUUUUGUUAUUAUCUGGUGUUUUGUGUUUCACGAUUGACGUCUGAAUAUUACACAUAUUCAAACGGCAUGUUUAAACCUCGAAGAGAGAAACAUCGUGUGUUGCUCGAGUAAAAGCAAAAGAAUAAAAGGAGUAUAAAAGCAACAGAAAAACACGAGUGCAAAAUGGACCAGGAAGUUUUAACGACUCUCAAGGUCCUAAUGAUCGGCGAAUCGAACGUUGGAAAAUCAAGCAUAUUAUUGAGAUUCACCGAAGAUGAAUUUUAUGACAAUAUGCAGAGCACCGUUGGUAUGGAUUACAAGACAAAACAAAUCACAAUCGAUGGCAAUUCUGUUAAAUUAGCUAUAUGGGAUACAGCUGGACAGGAACGUUUCAGAACUUUGACACCAAGUUACUACAGGGAUGGUCAGGGAGCAAUACUCGUUUAUGAUGUUACCGACAGGAACACAUUUGUCAAGCUGGAAACUUGGCUUGAAGAGUUGAACGCGUAUUGUAAUAAGAUGGACAUUGUCAAAAUGGUUGUCGGCAACAAAAUUGAUUUGCCCAACAGGGAAGUGAGCACAGACGAGGCACUACAGUUUGCGAGGAGACAUCAAACGCUGUACAUCGAGAGCAGCGCAAAAACUGCGGAUGGUGUGAAGUGUUGUUUUGAAGAAUUGGUUCAGAAGAUUCUACAAACUCCCGGUCUAUGGGACACGUAUUCGCCAAGACUGCAUGCAUUAGGGAACAACACAGGCGUCGGUGGGGCUAGAAAUCGCUUGGGCAAGCGAGGAAUCUUACUCACGGAUGAUUAUCAGCCACAAGAAGCUUAUUCCGCUUGCAGCUAUUGUUAGCUCUAUGAAAUUCGACAGCUUUAUCGAUAUUACCCAUUUUAACAAAACAAGCUCGAUUUGAAAGCGUUAAAAUAUUUCGUGAUUAUGACAUGAAAAAGUAAAACCGAUAAUACGAAACUGUAAAUAUAACGAGGACUCUUUGUAAUGAAUAAAUGAUUUUCUGUUAA
This is a messenger RNA of Venturia canescens, 1091 nucleotides long. RefSeq names its product ras-related protein Rab-18-like. The transcript has 4 exons. NCBI's taxonomy places the organism in Eukaryota, Metazoa, Arthropoda, Insecta, Hymenoptera, Ichneumonidae. Bases 256 to 924 code for a protein of 222 amino acids. The record is from RefSeq and is a predicted model, not a curated record. Gene Ontology annotation, biological process: vesicle-mediated transport. Gene Ontology annotation, molecular function: GTPase activity; GTP binding.